GUGGACGCCUGGCAGUCCUGUUAAGGAAGAAGCUAGUGAAGCGAAGGGGAAGAAAACGUCAGAGAGCGCGAGGGCUGCACAUACUCAUUUCGGGGUCUAGGGAGCUGAGCCGUGGGAAAACUGAAGGUGGUAUCACAUGCCAUUAUGAGAUGUCGUCUCUCGGCGCUUCCUUCGUGCAAAUCAAGUUCGACGACAUCCAGUUCUAUGAGAACUGUGGCGGCGGGAGCUUCGGAAGCGUCUACCGGGCCAAGUGGAUCUCGCAGGACAAGGAGGUGGCGGUGAAGAAGCUGCUGAAGAUAGAAACCGAGGCAGAAAUCCUCAGUGUCCUGAGUCACAAGAACAUCAUUCAGUUCUAUGGGGCAAUCCUGGAGGCACCCAACUAUGGCAUUGUUACAGAAUACGCCAGUGGAGGGUCGCUUUAUGAAUACCUGUCCAGUGAGGAGAGUGAGGAGAUGGACAUGGGGCAGAUCAUGACCUGGGCCACGGACAUAGCAAAAGGCAUGCACUACUUACACUCUGAGGCUCCUGUGCGCGUUAUCCACAGGGACCUGAAAUCCCGAAACGUGGUUGUAACUGCGGACAGAGUUCUGAAGAUUUGCGACUUUGGCGCCUCAAAGUUUCACUCCCACACCACGCACAUGUCCCUGGUGGGCACCUUUCCCUGGAUGGCGCCUGAGGUGAUCCAGAGCCUGCCUGUGUCAGAGACCUGUGACACGUAUUCUUACGGAGUGGUCCUCUGGGAGAUGCUCACCAGGGAGGUCCCCUUCAAAGGUCUCGAGGGCUUACAGGUGGCCUGGCUGGUGGUGGAGAAGCACGAGAGGUUGACGAUUCCCACCAGCUGCCCGGCUAGUUUUGCUGAAUUGAUGAGGAAGUGCUUUAUGACAGAUCCGAAGGAAAGGCCCAUGUUCAAGCAGAUCCUGGUGACCCUGGAGGUCAUGUACAACGAUAGUCAGCUUCCUGGCCAGUGCAACUCCUUCUUACACAACAAGGCAGAAUGGAGAUGUGAGAUCGAGGCCACACUGGAGAGGCUGAAGAAACUGGAGAGGGACUUGAGCACCAAGGAGCAGCAGCUGAAAGAAAGAGAAGAGCGUCUCAAGAUCUGGGAGCGGAAGCUGAUGGAGCAGUCCAGGACCCCGCUCUUCUUACCUGUCGCUGCAAAAAUCAGCGCUGAGUCUUUCUUCGAGUCCACGAUGGAGGAGUCGAACAGCUCGGAGAUGUCCUGUCAGAUCACGGCCUCCAGCAACGGCGAGGUGGAUGGGCAGAGCCUGCAGGCCAUGAUGAAGGGCUUCGGGGACAUGUUUACCUUGGACCUGGCCAAUCCGGUGCUGCACUCAGGCAUGCAGGUCAACAUGCAAGCCCAGCAGAACUCCACCAAGUCCUGCAGUGUCCGUAAGGGAAGGAAGAUCAACAUGGCUAUGGGAUUGGAGGACUUUGACUGGUCCGAGGACAGCGACUAGGCCUCCGGUUAGAGUCUGAUUCUUGGUGUGGCUUGUGGGGAGGAUCUUUGUUCACCCUGCAUUGGCCUUUUGUUUUAACUGUGGUCACAAGUAAACUGUCUACUACGCUGUAACUUCCCUCAAAUAUGUAUAGAUAAGACUCAUGGUCCAUGCAUAUCUUAGAUACAAGCUACUGAUUAGCAUUAAACAGAGCCUGUUCUUGGGUGGCGCUGUGGUUCAGUGGGUCAUGCUGGUGCCCCUUUCCUCAAGGAUUGUGGGUUUGAAUCCCCCCCCCCCACCCAGUGAAUGGAGUAUGCAUCUUUUCGCCAAGUUGCAUGGUUUUCAUGCUGCCGUUCAAACACAUGCAGUCCUUUGAAUUGGUGACUCUAAACUUGCCAUAAUGCAUAUGCUCUGUGAUGGAUGUGUGCACCAUUGUUCUGGAAUUUUUCUCCAGCCCCCCAUGAUUUACCACCCUGGACAAGUUGGAGAUCCUGCUUUCCAUCUCUGCAAAUACAUUUUCAUUGUAGCCUUGGAGCUUUCCUCAGAAUGCAUAGGGCACAGGGUGGGGGCACACCCCACACUGGACCCCAGUUCAUCUCACAUGCACUAUGAUCAAUUUAUUGCAAUUAUGCAUGAUUCACCAACCUGCAUAUUCGGAGCAGGAAGCAGAGCACAUGGAGGUAACCCAUGCGACAUGGUGAGAACAUACAAAAGCCACACAAAAGGAGCAGGGGCGGGAUUUGAACCCCCGACCCUGGCGGUCUGUGUUUCCGCUGUGCCACCUGUAGUCACCAACAAUCAAGUUCAUUUUUCAUAGUUUUCCGUUUCAGUCGUUUAUAGAGAAAAGGCGCUUAAUUGUUUAAUGUCCUUAUUUUUUUCGCCGAUGCUGCCGCACAAAGCCCAUUUGCAGCAGGGCGUAAAAGGGCCCCGCCUGAGUGCCGCACGUAGGAGACCCAGCCAGAGACUCACCCCCGCCGGCACUUUCACGCGCCACCUGCGAAUGUAUAGUGCGUCACGCUGGGAGCAGAGAGCCGGAGGAGGAAGCCGCGGAGGGGAGGCGCGGGUGGGAGGCGCAGACGCUUUUAUGGCAAAUUGGCAUUUCGAGUCUCGGCGCCACACAAUGAUGCACCUUUUCGCUGACGGUGGGGUGUCAGUGGGGGGCGCCAUUGAGAUAAAACGGACAUAAACCUGACUGACCCCAAGCCUCUGAGGCAUCACUGGAGAUUUUGGGCCCCACGAAAGCAUGUCAUACUGAGACCAGCAAUCCGGACCAAUACAAUUAUGUUCCAUAUCUUCUAGGGGCCCUUGGAUUCAUCCUAACACCCCCCCCCCCCCCGCAUACAGUGCCCCUGCAGAGUCCUCUCAUCACAUGCUCUUCCCACCCUUACAUCACAUGCAGCAUAUAUUAAACCUUAAGUCCUCACGUGGCUGUGGUGGGAUCUGAUUGCAGGUCACCGUUCGGUCAGAACACAUGCAGGUCCUCAGGGACUGUUGGUCUUCUGCUGUCAUGCCUCAUUGGGUUGGCCAACUCCAUCAAUGGAUGUUCUGCAGGUCUUCUUACUGCCCUUUUUUUCAAAAAAAAAUAAACAAGAAAAAUAAAACCCACUUCUGUGAAAUGUCCAGCGUGCUGCAGCUUAAACACGCGUGCGGCUUAUCGCACUCGCUCUGCCAGAUGUUCGCUCAGACCUCAGCGAUGCUGUGCUUUUGGGGGCCCCGGCGCAGUUAUAAACACAGAGCAGCGCGUGGCUUUUUGGCUGCUGGCCCCCCUACGUUUUGUGUGCCUAUCCUAUGUUUUGAGAUCGCAGGAGCGCCUGUGUUUGAUCAGUGUUUGAGAAACUUCAAGAAGCCCAGGCAGGCCUGAACACAGGAGAGCCUCGUGACGGGUCCCCUCCAUAUUUAAACUCAGCCUGGUGUCCUUUUCCUUAGGCAUGAAUUACCUGAGGAUAAGCCAGAGCUUACACCGGAUUAGGAAAGCAGUAUCUGGAAAACAAGAGGGUUUCACUUAGUUUAAGGUGGUUGCUGAUUAUGAUUUGUUAUUAUUGUUAUUGCUCAUUUAAUGGUCUCUCUGAACACAUUUGUUAGUUAUUACGGUACCAGCUGGUUUUCUGCACCCAUGCUAGUGUGAAAGUCAAUGUGUAUAUUAUCAAUAUUUAAUAUUUACGAUUGUAGUUUCAUACAUAUUGUUUAAAGCUCUAGUAAGUUUAGUUUGUAUGAGUACUAAGUUUUGGAUUUUUAAUGUGACCUUGCGUUGUGAAUUUUGUUUUGCUUCUUUUUCUUCUGUACACGACUUUUUUUUUCCAAUAUAAUUUCUGAGAAACUUU
Molecule: messenger RNA, 3757 nt
Organism: Brienomyrus brachyistius
Lineage: Eukaryota; Metazoa; Chordata; Actinopteri; Osteoglossiformes; Mormyridae
Product: mitogen-activated protein kinase kinase kinase 20
Exons: 12
Coding region: 150-1457 (435 amino acids)
Biological process (GO): protein phosphorylation
Cellular component (GO): cytoplasm
Molecular function (GO): ATP binding; protein kinase activity
Source: RefSeq, a predicted model, not a curated record